Molecule: messenger RNA, 17658 nt
Organism: Alosa alosa (allis shad)
Lineage: Eukaryota; Metazoa; Chordata; Actinopteri; Clupeiformes; Clupeidae
Gene: kmt2cb
Product: lysine (K)-specific methyltransferase 2Cb
Exons: 61
Coding region: 720-15722 (5000 amino acids)
Biological process (GO): positive regulation of transcription by RNA polymerase II
Cellular component (GO): MLL3/4 complex; nucleus
Molecular function (GO): histone H3K4 methyltransferase activity; histone binding; transcription coactivator activity
Source: RefSeq, a predicted model, not a curated record
UGGAGAGUGGGCAACAACUUUAAUAUUUGUAUUUAUAUGGGAACAAAGUAUCCCACUUAUGCUCUUGCAAAAUAGUGUAAUUGUAUAAUUGAUUCAAAGUAUGGGGUUUAAUGGUUUGUUUUUUCAUCCAGUGCUCUAAUUCGGGCGAUUUUCUUGAAACUAAUUUUUACGGGGAAUUGUAGCUAGCUUGCUCCAAGGCUGAGGGGAAUCAUUUGGAUAGCAAGCUGGCUAGCUAAUCGAAUGUUGGUACAAUUUCGCUCGUUCCUGUAUUCAGUUUUGUGUCCGGGCAUUCUUUUUUGCAUUUGGGAUUUAUCGGAGGAUUUUAGUUUCGACUGGCUGCCGUGUUUUUUAUCUACUGGAGCCUUUAUGGAUGAGUAAAAUACUGCCGUUACAAGACCGUUUGUGUUCAGCGAUGUGGGAUGAAGAGGAUAAAGGAAAGUGGUCUUUGGAAAUUUAGGGGGGACGGAGUGGGCUUCGCCGUUGGAUAUUAUUUGAAAUAUAUUGUCCUCUCCUGGAUUUUCUACGUUAGUUGGAGUACAGCUGAAAAACCUCGAUUUGCAUAGCCCACUGCAUCGGCUACCCGCUCCUUAUUCUUUCACUGGAUAGCAGUGGUCUUGCCCCAACCCCCAAGCCAUCGAAAACUAAACAAAGUACUGCAUGUCACAUAUGACAUUCAUGGUCAUGAGGGAAAUAAUUCAAAACUGAUAGGGUUGGAAAGAAUGUCAUCAGAGGAUAAGAGUCUGGACACCUCUGACAAAGGACCGCCUCCGCCUCCUGGCAGCACAGGGGCCACGCCUACAGGAAGUCCUGCCCCCACUGACAGACGCCCUCGGGGACGUCCUCGGAAAGAUGCAGUGUCCGCAGCCCCCCUGCCUGGCCCUGCGACCAAGCCCCCAAAAAAGAGUCGAAGCCGUGGCAGGGCACUGUUGGAGGAUGAGGAGGUGGUGGAGACCGCAGAGUUGGCUGAGCUCACAGCCAGUCAGGAGAUAGAGCCAAAAGAGCAGCAGGAGAUGGGUGAGAGUGCCAUGUUGGUGGCAGGCGACGGCGAGGGGGAGGACAGCCCCUCGUUCCCCCUCCACCAGACACAGGAGGCAGCAGCGCCACCAUCAGCCUCGUCCUCAGGAGUCACCAAAAGCAGUGAACAGCUCUGUGCCUUCUGUUACUGUGGUGGACGGAGCCUCCUGGGUCAGGGGGAUCUGAGGAGAUUUGAGGCCUCACCCACUCCCAGUAGCCAAUCAGGAGGCAGCACGAGGGACGGCGACGGUAGCAGUGGUGGCAGCGGUGGCAGUGACCCGGACAGCGGGGCCCCUCGGCCAACCGUGGCUCCCAGGGCGUUGUCGAGUGCGGAGGAAGGAGCUGGCAGGUUUUGGGAUGAGCUUAGUCACGUUGGCCUCCCUGAUGGCACGGAUGUCCAGACGCUCUUUGAUGAGUCAGGACGGUGCUGGGCCCAUCAGCGCUGUGCCGUAUGGUCGCAAGACGUGUGCCAGGGCGAGGACCAAUCACUGCUCAACGUGGACCAAGCCAUCCACUCAGGGAGCACACAGUGCUGUGCAUACUGUAAGCGCCUUGGAGCAUCCAUCAAGUGCUGUGAGGAGGGGUGCGAUCGGAUGUACCAUUACCCUUGUGCGGGGGCUGCCGGAACCUUUCAGGACUUCAAGAGACUUUUGCUCUUCUGCCCUGAUCAUAUUGAAUUAGCAAUUGACAGAUCUCUUGAGGAGGCCAACUGUGUGCUGUGCGACAGCCCCGGUGACCUCCAGGACCAGCUCUUCUGCACCAGCUGUGGGCUGCACUACCACGGCAUGUGUCUGGACAUUGCAGUGACCCCUCUGAAGAGGGCAGGCUGGCAGUGCCCAGAGUGCAAAGUCUGCCAGACGUGCAAGAACCCGGGCGAGGACACCAAGAUGCUGGUGUGUGACAUGUGCGAUAAAGGCUAUCAUACAUUCUGCCUGCAGCCGGCAAUGGACUCCAUACCUGCUGGUGGCUGGAGAUGCAAGAACUGCCGCGUGUGUGACCAGUGUGGCACGCGGACGAGUGGCCAUUGGCACCACUCGGGGCUGCUGUGUGAGGCCUGUGCCGGGCAGCAGGACCCAGCGCUGGCCUGUCCUCUGUGUGGUGGGGGCCUGGACCCUGAGCUCCAACCCCACCUGCUCUCCUGCCACAGCUGCAAAAGGUGGUUGCACCUGGAGUGUGAGCAGCAGGUGGAGGGCUUUGUGGAGCCCCUGCCAGGGGAGCACUAUGUGUGCUGCGGCUGCCAACGCACCAGCCCUGAUCUGGACCCACCGCACAGGGACCUGGAGGCCCGGCUCAUGCUGGCCACAGUCGGCGCCGAAGAGCCAGGGGACGCGCCGUCUGAGCCGCAGCCGUCCAGCCCGAUGGACUGCCCGCCCAGUGGAGCGCCUGAGGAGGAAGAGCGGGCGGCUGGCACCGGCGCCGCUGGUUGUGGGCAGGCAGGAGAGCAGGUGUCUGAAGCCAAACCUGAGCUGGAAAGUGAAGAGUUAUAUGAGGUUACAUGUGCUGAAGAGCCCAGGGCGACAGCAGCAGUGUCUCCUGAGGACACGGGGAGCCAGAGGCUGGAGUCUGAGGCCCCAGAGCCUCCCCUGCAGGCUGCAGAGCCUGAGCCAUCUCAGGCCUGCACGGCCACGGCAGCCCCCCAGGAAGAGGAGCCUGAGCCUGGGCAGGAGAAGCACGAAGCCCCCACCCCACCCACCAAAGAGCCCACAGAUGCAUCAGCACCAGCUGUGGAGGAAGCCAUGGAGGUCUCCGGAGAUGUCUCCCCAGCUGCUGAGGCGAGCAGAGAGGCGACCGGCCCGACCCUUGUGCCAAAGGAAGAGAGAGCAACAGAGAAGGAGGAGGAGGUGGAGAAGAAGAAGGGGCUGAAGGUGGAGAAGGAGCCCAGCUCCAUGGUAGUGCCGGUGAAGGAGAAGGAGGAUGAGGCUCAACUCGAACACCCUGUGGACAUGGAGACCACUAGCGGCGGGUCCAUCCUCCCCCAACCUGCGCCGCCAGCCGAGGCGAAGGGCGCCGCCCACAAGCCAUCGUCUGUCCCAGACGUGCGGUCUGAGAGCACAUCUCCCUGCCCCCCUCAGGUGCCACUCUCGCCGCACACGUCUCUGGACGAGACUGUCCAGGCCCCGCUCCAGCUGCAGCUGCAGCUCCCGCUGCCUGAGACCGAGCCAGAGCCGCCGUUCUCCCCAGUGGACUUCAGCACGGCCAUACCCCCCGCCAUGUUUCUACCCAUGACCCCCAAAAUUGGCAUGGGCAAACCGGCCAUCACUAAGAGGAAGUUCUCUCCAGGAAGACCCCGCGUGAAACAGGGAGCGUGGAGAGGCCCAGGCCGAGCUGUCUCCCCCUCCUGGUCCCUGGAGCCCCCAAAGACCAGGCAGCCCACCAGCACCCCUGCCUGGGGCAUCAGAGUGGGUCGAGGCUCAGGCUUUCCAGGACGGAGGAGACCCCGUGGGGCGGGCCUGUCUGGGAGAGGAGGCCGCGGCCGCUCCAGGAUGAAGAAUGGAGUCAGCCCCGUCCCCAACCCUGGAGUACGUGUCCGUUCAUUCAUCACCAGCUCCCAAACUGGUGCACUGCAGGUGGGCGCUGUGGAGCCAUCCUAUCUGUUCAAGGAGGAGGAAGAGAAUGCCAUGCACAACACUGUAGUCCUCUUCUCCAGCUCUGACUCCUUCACCCUCAAGCAGGAUAUGUGUGUGGUGUGCGGCAGCUUUGGCCAGGGCGUGGAGGGACGGCUCCUGGCCUGCGCUCAGUGUGGGCAGUGCUACCACCCGUUCUGUGUCAACAUCAAGCUCACUCGGGUGGUGUUGAGUAAGGGCUGGCGCUGCCUAGAGUGUACGGUGUGUGAAGCCUGUGGACAGGCCACUGACCCGGCCCGCCUGCUGCUCUGCGACGACUGUGACAUCAGCUACCACACCUACUGCCUGAACCCUCCCCUGCAGAACGUGCCCAAUGGUGGCUGGAAGUGCAAAUGGUGUGUCUCCUGUACCCAGUGCGGUGCCACGUCGCCGGGCCUGCGUGGCGAGUGGCAGAAUAACUACACGCAGUGCGCCCCCUGUGGUAGCCUCAGCAGCUGCCCGAGCUGCCUGCUGGACUAUAGUGAGGAGGAGAUCAUAGUGCAGUGCCGCCAGUGUGACAGGUGGGUUCAUGCCUCCUGCCAAGGCCUGCACUCGGAGCAGGAAGUGGAGGUUGCCGUGGACAAUGGCUUUGAUUGUACCCAGUGCCGAGGCCGCGCCUCCCCCUCAGAGACGAUAGCAGCGGUAGCAGCCAUGGCCGCCGCGGAGGCUUACGAGUCCCCUCUCCCUGUGCAGACCUUCCCCAAGGCUAAAGAUCUCGACCCGGCGCGGACCUACACACAGGACGGCGUGUGCCUGACGGAGUCGGGCCUGAGUCAGCUCCAGAGCCUGGCGGCAGCGGCCUCGCGGCGCCGGCGGCCCAAACCCAAACUCAAGCUGAAGAUCAUCAACCAGAACAGCGUGGCGGUGCUGCAGAGCGUCCCCGACCAGCCGCUGGAACUCUCCCGCGAGGUCGACCUGGACGACAGCCGCGAGGGGGAGGCGGAGUGUGAGGGGAAGUCUGACUCCAGUCCCGAAAGAGAGGUCGUGGACGACGACUCCAAAGGGGGUGAAGCUGGCAAGAAGAGGAAGAGGAAGCCGUACAGGCCAGGCAUUGGGGGUUUCAUGGUCCGCCAGAGGAACAAGGCAGGCCAAGCUAAGGCCAAGCCCGCCCUGACCAGGAAGGACUCGACAGGCUCUCUCUCCGAGAUCCCGCCGGCAAAGGACGAAACCUGGGGGGAUCCGGCCCCCGACACCCCACAGGAUGAGAAGCCUCCAGUAGCCGAGUUUCCAGAGAAAACCAGGAAACGGUACAGGAAGAAAAAGACCAAACUGGAAGAGGCCUUUCCCACCUACCUUCAGGAGGCCUUCUUCGGCAAAGACCUGCUGGACAAGAGCAAGCAGAGCCGCCAGGGGGUGGAGCGAGGCCUGCUGGAGGAGGAGCAUAUGCAGACGGGCAGGAAGACGCCCCGCCCCCAGUACAUGAGCCCCUCAGCCGAGUCUCUCCAUAGCAACACGUCCACUGCAGGUGCCGCCACACCUGGCAAAGCAGCCGCGUCCCGGAGUACCGAUGACCCCCUGGUGGCCCUGACGGACGUUCUCAAUACUGACACGGAUCUACUGGGGAUACUGUCAGGAGACUUGGGAAAGCCCUCCGAUGAAUCAGGUCUUGAUUUUAGCCCUUUCCAGGUUGAUGGCUCACCCCCUAAUUUUGCUGGACUGGACAUGGCAGAGGAAUCCCCUGCAGUACCCCAGACUCACUCGGGCAGGGCGGUGCGUGGCAUCCCUGAGGAGCCCCUGGGCGGCAUCCUAAGCCCUGAACUGGACAAGAUGGUCACCGACGAGUCCAUUCUCAGCAAACUCUACAAAAUUCCAGAGCUGGAGGGGAAGGACGUAGAGGACCUCUUCACGGCAGUCCUCAGCCCUAGCACCAGCCGGUCCCAGCAUCAGCAGCAACAGGGCCCUUCCGCCAUGCAUGGACCCCAGGGUGGCACUCUCCCUCACCCCCCUUCUGCUCCAGGAAAUGGGAUGUUUCCACGGAUGCCGAUGGUGAACGGACUGGUGGACCCCAGCCAGCAGUUCUCUCCAUCCCAGAUGAACCCUGGAGCCGGCUCCUGCAUGACUGGCAACUUCAGCCCGCUGCAGCGCAUGCCCUUCCCAGACAACAUGAGGGAGCACAAGUUCCAUCCGGUGCCCGGUGGGGUGGGUGGUGCUUGGGCCGGUCCUGGCCCACCACCAGCGCCAGGACCGGGACCGGGACCAGGGGCUGAGGGGGAGGGUGACUCCAUGUCCACUGCCCAGAAAAGCACGCUCAAGUGGGAGAAGGAGGAGACGCUCGGAGAGUUGGCUACUGUGGCUCCUGUCCUCUACACCAACGUCAACUUCCCCGACCUCAAGGAGGAAUACCCAGAUUGGUCUACGAGAGUCAAACAAAUUGCAAAACUCUGGAGAAAAGCAAGUUCACAGGACAGAGCCCCAUAUGUGCAAAAGGCCAGAGACAACCGAGCAGCGCUGCGCAUCAACAAAGUCCAGAUGUCCAACGAGCCUGUGAAGAGGCCACACGCCCAGCAGCCAGUGCAGCUGCCACAGCCCCCGGAGGUGUUUGACCCCGCCAUCCCACCCCUGGACACAGAGCUGCUCUUCAAGGACCCGCUCAAGCACAAGGAGUCCGAGCAGGAGCAGGAGUGGAAGCUCAGACAGGUGAGACAAUUGAGACAGAAGAGCAAGCAGCAAGCGAAGAUCGAAGCCACCCAGAAGCUAGAGCAAGUCAAGAACGAGCAGCUGCAGCAGCAGCAGCAACAGCAGCAGCAGACCGGCAGUGGGGCCGAUGGGGAAAACUCCGGUGGCCAGAGCCCGCUGUCCCAGUCCAGCAGCGGCAACCUGUCGCCCAUGCAGCAGCCCAAGAGCAACUUCUCCCGACCACCCCCUUCCACCGGGUCCAAGGACGACAUCUUCCUGCGUCCGCAGCUGCCUCCUCCUUCUGCCGGAGGCCAGGGCUCGUCCUCCCAGCCCCAGUCGCCACAGAUGUUCUCCCCUGGCUCGUCUGGGUCGAGGCCGUCGUCUCCCGGCGAUCCGUACGCCAAGAUGGUGGGCACGCCAAGGCCCCCACCCAUGGGCACCAGUGUCCAGCGUAGGGGUUCUAUUGAGUCGGGGAAGUCGCCCAGGUCUCUUUCAGAGGAGAGAGGCAAGCACGAACCCUUUGGGUCUCCGACGUCCCUGAGCAGCGAUCCCUAUGCCAAACCCCCGGACACCCCCAGGCCUGUAACCUCUGGAGACCCCUUCCUGAAGCCCAUGGGCCCCCCAAGGGCCAGCCCCUCUAUGGAGGGGAGGCACAUGAUGGGCUCCCCAGGUCACGAUCCGUUCUCCAGACCUGCACAGCGCAAAGAGGCCUACCAGCGAGGCGCCCAGAAUAGGAUGAUCCUCUCGGACCCAUACUCGCGUCCCUUGCUCACGCCCAUCCCAGGGAGCAAUGAGUCGGGCUCUGUCCAGCUCUUCAAAGCCCCCAUGCCACCCGGUCAAGCCCAGGACCCAUACGGAGGAAUGCAUCCUGGGCAACGACGGCCGAGCGGGGACCCAUUCGAAAGGCUGGAUGACCCUUAUGCCCAAUCCCCGCUCACUCCACGGCCUGCCAUGGGCCAGGAGUUUGCCAGCCCCCAAAGGCCUUCCCGUCAGCCCCACCAGUUCUCCCAGCCUGGCCCAGUUAUGAGACAAUCUGCCCAGAACCCAUAUGUUCACGCACCCCCUACCCCUCGACCUGAUUACAGCCAGUAUGACCCUUACUCCCAACCCCCAGGCACGCCCCGGCCCAUGUCCGACCCAUAUGCUCACCCUCCAGGCACGCCUAGGCCGCAUGACCAGUAUAGCCCCUCCUCAGACCCAUACUCCCACCCGCCUACCACCCCCCGUCCGGGCCCCAGGCUCUCGCCCUCCCUGGCUGUGGAUCCUUACGCCCAGCAACCAGGGACUCCGCACCCAGGUAUGGGCGACAGGUUCCCCAAGUCCCCUGGCUGCCAGAGGAACCCUGACCCUUAUGCUCAGCCUCCUGGCACACCGAGACCCAUGACCAUGGGAGGGCCCCAGCAGAUGCUGAAUGACCCAUAUGCCCAGCCCCCGGGUACCCCUCGCCCCGGGGGAAGACCAGGCUCCUUUCAGGAUCCUUUCUCUCCACCUCAGGCAAGGGCCCAGGAGGCAUUCGCUCACCCUAUGGUCCCUGGCUCACAGACACCAAAGCAUCCCGGAAUGCAUGAUGAGAGUGUAGUUAUGCCGUCCAAUCCACCGAACCAGACACCCGUCCACGAUCCAUUUGAGCAGGCACCCAUGACGCCUCACCCACAGGUCGAGAAGGAAUCGCAGGGAAUGGUGGGGCAUGGUCUCAACCCCAUGGGCACUGGGCAGAUGCCUCACCCUGCACAGUUCUCCGCACCGCCCGAAGCUCAAAGUGUUUCUCUGAUGGAGGCGGAGGAGAGGAUGAGACAGCGUCAGCGUAUCAGAGAGCUUAUCCUGAAACAGCAGCAGCAGAAGGGUGCCAAUCGUCAGGAGAAGGGUCCCCAGGAGGCCCCCAUGGCUCCAGGAACCCCACAGCACUGGAGUCAGGGGGGGCCAGGGCCACAGGUGGAGAUCUUCAACCGACCUCCACCGCCGUACCCUGGCCCAGGGCCAGUGAGAGGCCCCAUGAGGUUUCCUGGACCCUUCCCAGGUGACCAGCAUGGCCCAGUUGCCAUGGAGGGGCAGUUUCCAGAUGGCAGUAAUAUGGGCAUAAGGCAACACAUGCAGAGAUUUGGGUUUCCUAGUGGACAAGGGCCACAUGGGCCUCUCAGACCUCCACACCCAAUGCAGGAUGCCAUGAUGGAUGCUCACCCGCAGAUGAGGAGGUCCAUCUCCGUCGAACUUGGGAAGUCAUUUGGUGGCCCUCCCAUGGGGCCCCAGCACUUCCCACCUCGGGGAAUGCCAGUCCAGCAGCACAACAUCAUGGGUCAGCCUUUCAUUGAGCUGAGACACAGAGCCCCAGAAAGCAGGUUUCGGCUCCCGUUUGGGCCCGCCGGCAUGCAGGGCGGCUCCAUGGACCCCCACGCCCAACAGCACAGGUUACCAGGGUUUAAUGUCAGGCAGCAGAUGGGAUUCCCACCUAAUCAAGGUCCCAGACCCAUGGAAGGAACCAUGAUGAAUCAGCACCAAGGAUCUGCUCCUCAGAUGCAGAUGUCCUCCAGCAUGGACAACCUGAACCAGUCACUUUGCUUGCCAGGGACUGGCGGUCUUCAGCAGCCACCCCUUAUGAGAUCCAUGAGCCAACCAGCCUCAAGUGAAUCGUCCAACGUUGCUCCAGUAAAUCUCUUCCCUGUGGCUUCCACUGAGCAUACAGAUGAAAUUUCGAUGCCCAGCACUGAAGGAGAGAAGCUGGAUGCUGACGAGUCAGCCGUGAAAGACUUGGAGGAUGUUGAGGUCAAAGAUUUAGUUGACGCAGAUCUGGAAAACCUCAAUCUAGAUGCGGAAGAUGGUAAAGACUUGGAUCUGGAAACAAAUGAUUUGCACCUUGAUGAUUUCCUGACAUCUGGAAAAUUUGACAUCAUAGCUUACACUGAAACUGACUUGGACCUUGAUGUCAAGAAGGACAUGUUCAAUGAGGAUCUAGACCUCAGUGAUCCUAUAGAGGACCACAAUGAGACCUCUGAUCCACAGAAGGCACUUUCAGAGAAAAGGAAUACUGGUUCUGGCAGUGCCUCAACAAAAGGACAGUCAGACAAUAUACCAGAGGCACCUACAGGUAACAUUAAACAGGAAGCUUGUUCCAGUCAGGGCUUGAAAGAGGAGCCUGACAUUAAGUUAGAACCCAACACUAGUUUGUCUCAACCUCAGGGCUUGACUGCCUCUGGGGAUAUCAAGGGCUCAGACCUUUCUCAACCAACAGCAUCUCAGCUCUCCCAGUCAGUGAGUGUCCCUGACUCCACACCUGUGCUGUCCAGUCUACUGGUCAAGGAGAAGCCAGGUGAGAUGUCUCUCAAACAAGUGGAUGCCGCUUCUGCUGUUCAGAACAACCCAGAAGUGUCCACCUCGAACAUUCUCAAUCAAAGCAACUACCCACAGCAAGACUUGAAUCCCACCCUGGCUUUGGAACAGACCAUGGGUUCUACCCACGGAGAGACCGCAAUGGGAAACUCAAGCCAGAUCCAAGGGCAGGCUGCAGGCCAGGCUUUUGGGUCGGAUCAGUUGGGAGCCCAGGAUGCGAUGCUUGCUGAGGAUCCACAAGCAGGCACCAGCCUGCUCGGCCAGAACAGGCCCCUGUUGCUGGAGGAACAGCCCCUCUUGCUCCAGGACUUGCUUGACCAGGAGAGACAGGAACAACAGCAGCAGAGACAGAUGCAGGCCAUGAUAAGACAACGCUCGAGUGACUCGUUCUUUCCAAACAUAGAUUUUGAUGCAAUCACAGACCCCAUCAUGAAAGCUAAAAUGGUCGCACUGAAAGGUAUCAACAAAGUCAUGGUUCAGAACAACAUGGGGAUGACGCCCAUGACUGUCAUGAACAGGCUUCCACAAGCUGUUCAGCAAGGACAGGGGCCUCCGUGGCCUGAAGGUGCUCCAGUGGCUCCUCAGGUUCCUGUACAAGUACAGGAUGCCAAACAGGCACCGCAUAUGGGUAGGCCCAAUCUCCCUGCUGUUGCACCAGGAUUUUCAAACGACGCGCAGCAGAAGGCUCAGUACGAGGAGUGGCUGAGGGAGACCCAGCAGCUGCUACAGAUGCAGCAGAAGUUUCUAGAGGAGCAGAUCGGGGCCCACCGCAAGUCCAAGAAGGCCCUCUCGGCCAAGCAGAGGACCGCCAAGAAGGCCGGCCGCGAGUUCCCAGAGGAGGACGCUGAGCAGCUGAAGCAUGUGACCGAGCAGCAGGGUGUGGUGCAGAAGCAAUUAGAGCAGAUCCGCAAGCAACAGAAGGAGCAUGCGGAACUGAUUGAAGAGUACAGAGUGAAACAGCAGCCGCAGUGCAACAUGCAGCCACCACUGAUGCCCGGCAUGCCAGGUAUGCACGGCCCCCCUGCCAUGAUGCCUGUCCGUCCACCCAUGAGCCAGCCAAUGAUCGGCCCAUUGCCCCAGAUGCCGCAGAUUCCAGUCCACCCAGGUCAGCCUGGCCCAGCUCGCCCACCCAACAUGCCACCAGGCUGGCGUCCUGGCGGCCCCAUGGCAAUGCCUGGCCCUAUGCCCGGCCCUAUGCCCAUGGGAGGCCCUAGGAUGCCACCCAUGAUGCCAGUCCAGGGCCCCAUGCCGCAGCCCCCCCAGGUCAUGCCAGCCGCGGCCCCUGCCCCUCAGGCGGGUGGCGAAUCCCCUCACGUGAACUUCGACGACACCAACCCGUUCAGCGAGGGCUUCCAGGAGCGUGAGCGCAAAGAGCGUCUCCGCGAGCAGCAGGAGCGCCAGCGUGUGCAGCUGAUGAAGGAGGUGGAGCGUCAGCGGGCGCUCAAGCAGCGCAUGGAGAUGGAGAUGCAGCAGCAGCAGCAGGCCCUCAUGAGUCCAGAGGGCCUCCUCAAGCCCCAGAUGGCCCCCAUGCCCAUGUUCAACCAGGAAAUGCCCCACGACUUCCUGCAAGCCCCGAAGCCUCCACAGCCCCAGCACCCUGGCCAGAUGUUCCCCCAGCAGCAAGGCCAUCCGCCUGGACUCAGUGGGGAACCUCCAGGCGCCUUCAUGGGCAACGGGCCAUUCCCUCAAGACAUGGGACCCGGAUUUUGGCCAGACAAUCCCGGUAUGGAGGCAGGCAACUUUGCUCCAGGUCAGCCUAGACCACCCAGAUUUGGUGGGCCCAACAUGAUGCCUCACAACGCGGGCAAACCCCAUCCCUUUGGGCCAGAUUCCUCUUUGCCUCUUCCACCAAACUUCCCGGGCUCAGGCCCAUCGCUGAUCCAACUCUACUCUAACAUCAUCCCCGAGGAGAAGGGCAAGAAGAAGAGGAACCGCAAGAAGAAGAAGGACGACGACUCUGGCUCUCUAAACGCUCCAUCCACGCCGCACUCCGACCUCACCGCUCCUCUCACGCCCUGCGUCUCGGACACGUCCUCCACCCCGACGCGGCUCUCACUGCACCAUGGAGAGCAGGACCUGUGCGAGUCGUCUCAGCCCGGCUCUUCGACGCCCGGCUCAGCCACCAGCCAGCCUCCCUCCGAGCUGGAGAGGCAGCUCUCUGGAGGUAGCUGCGGAGGCGGGGGCUCCUUCCCGCUCCUGGAAGGCCACUCCAGCAUGCCGUCUGGUCAGCUGGAUCGGAUCCUCAGCAACAUCAAGCUGGAGCAGGUGGAGGGCGCCAGCGAGUGCCACGGGCCCAGAGCUCACGACAUGGAGCACAUGGGCAUGGUGAAGAUGGAGGCGGAGAAAGAGGGCACCUCACCCCACGCGGCUGGCCUGAGUCCAGCGCACAGCUCCAAGGGCGAGAUGAGCAACGAGCUCCUCAAGCACCUGCUCAAGCACAAGCGGACGCCGCCGGCUGCAAUCCCGCACCAGAGGUCAGAGGACAGCCUGCGCUCCGAGGAGGACGGCUGCAUCGACAGCAAGAACUUCCUCAGGCAGAACUCCCUGGACAGCAACGGGACGGUCUCGGACAGCCAGAUGUCUGGGCAGCCGGAAUUUGGCGGCUCCUCGCUGGCCGGCGAGCAGACCAAGCGGAAACAGCGGAACAAGAGAGGGCCCAAAGGUGCAGAGCGCCCGGUGCCGCGCUCCAAGAAAAGGAGGAAGGAGGAAGAGGAGAGGAAGGCCGCCGCUGCUGCCUCUGACCCUGCCAUGACCCACCUGAAACAGCUCUCUCUGUUACCCCUGAUGGAGCCCUUGAUUGGGGUGAACUAUGCCCACUUCAUGCCCUACGGUGGCAGGCAGCUGGACGGGGAGAACCGCCUGUCCGGCUCCUUUGGAAGCGCAACUCUGGACGGCGUGUCCGACUACUACUCCCAGCUCAUCUACAAGCAGAACAACCUGAGCAACCCGCCCACUCCGCCAGCCUCGCUGCCCCCAACGCCGCCUCCGGUGGCGCGGCAGAAGAUCCUCAACGGCUUCGCCACCACCGAGGAGCUGGCCAGCAAGGCCGUCAUGGCAGGCCACGACGUGACUAAAGGCCUGCUGCCCAGGUCUAUGCACGUCCAGCUCAAGGCUGAAGAGGAGUUGCUGGCCAGGGCACUGUCCCAGGGGCCGAAGACUGUGGACGUGCCGGCCUCUCUCCCCACUCCUCCGCACAACAACCAGGAGGAGCUCAGCAGAGGCCAGGAGCACUGUGAGGACCGAGACUCGCCAGACAGCUUUGUCCCCUCCUCGUCCCCUGAGAGUGUGGUGGGCAUGGAGGUCAGCCGCUACCCUGACCUCUCCCUGGUCAAGCAGGAGCGCCCCUCCCCUGCCCAGUCACCGGUCAUCCCCCUGCUGCCCAGCUGCAGUGGCAAAGAAGCAGGACUGCUGAAGAUCAAAAAGGAGCAGCCCUCCAUGUUCUACGGACCACCCUUUGGGGCUCCGCACAACGGCAGCAACGCGGGGCUCGUUUCCAUAGCAAUCACCCUCAAACCAGCUGCUGCCGAGAACAUCACAGGGGUGGUGGCAGCCAUCGCCGACCUGCUCCAUGUGAAGAUCCCCAGCAGCUAUGAGGUGAGCAGCGCCCCAGACCGGCCCUUCCACGGCGCCCCCGGUGGCCUCAGGGCGUCUCUGCAGGGCCCAGAGCUCCGGCACUCCUUCAUGCUCCACGGCGCUCCAGGCGGCUUCGGAGGCCCUGAAGGGGGAGCAAUGCGCUUCAUUAGGCCACCGGCACAGCAGAGGGCCCUACACAUGCAGCACCAGCAGCACCACCACCAGCAGCAGCAGCAGCACCAGCAGCAACACCACCAGCAGCAACAGCAGCCUCACUGCCCCUCUGACAGAGGUGCCACCGUGUCCAGAGAGCAGUUUCUGAAAGGUCAGGCCAGCCCUGGCUCCAAGCCUCAGUGGUGCCGCCACUGCAAGGUGGUGGUUCUGGGAAGUGGAGUCCGCAAGUCGCCCAAAGACGGCAAACCCACGCAGCAGGACAUUCAGUCCGGUGCGGAGGGUGACGUGGUCUUCUGCAGCCACAGCUGCCUCAUCCUCCACUCCGCCUCAUCGCCGGCCAAAGCUCCCGUGGACACCAAGGAGUCGGUGGAGCUGCUUCCUGCCAGCGAGCCCAAGGAGAGUCCCUCCAGAGCCCAGCACCCGUAUAGCAACAACAUGUCCUCCCUAGACGUGCACUGCCUGGCCCAGCUGCAGCCCAAGCCCUCGCCGCCCCUCCCUACGUCUCCACUGCUCGACCCGCCCAGCCCGGAAAAGCCGCUGAAGGCCGAGCCCGAGCGCCCGGAGAUCAAACCGCCCGAGACCCUGAGGGUGACGGUCAAGCUGAAGUCCCGCAGCGGUGGCGGCUCCGAGCAGCCGAACCACCACGGCAAGCGGCACAAGGCCCAGCGCUGGCAGCGGUGGAGCGUGCGUCUGCAGCUGUCGCUGAAGAAGGAAGGACACGCUGGAGCUAGCGGUGCGCAGCUCCUGGACGACGAGGUGGAGGUGGACCGUCUGCUGGCCAAACUGGCGAUGCCGCUGCGCCCCAGCCCAGCGCUCCGCGACCGCCGCCGCUGCUGCUUCUGCCACCAGGAGGGUGACGGGCUGACGGACGGUCCGGCGCGGCUCCUCAACCUGGACCUGGACACCUGGGUGCACCUGAACUGCGCGCUGUGGUCCACCGAGGUAUACGAGACGCAGGCCGGCGCGCUCAUCAACGUGGAGCUGGCACUGCGGCGCGGCACGGCCGUCCUGUGCGUGUGCUGCCAGCGCUCGGGCGCCACCACCGGCUGCCACCGACUGCGCUGCCUCAACAUCUACCACUUCACCUGUGCCCUGCAGGCCGGCUGCACCUUCUUCAAGGACAAGACCAUGCUGUGCCACGCCCACCGGCCCCGGGGACAGGCCAACGGCAGGCGUAGCGGCCGAGGGCCAGCGGCUUUUCGCCCGCAGCCUUCGCCCGGCUCGGCCCUGCUGGAGCACCAGCUGCGCUGCUUCUCGGUGUUCCGCCGCGUCUACGUGCAGCGCGACGAGGUGCGGCAGCUGGCCGGCGCCGUGCAGAGGCCCGAGCGCGGUCACACCUUCCGCGUGGGCAGCCUGGUCUUCCACGCCAUGGGCCACCUGCUGCCCGCCCAGAUGGCCGCCUUCCACUCGGACGCCGCCAUCUUCCCCGUGGGCUACGAGGCCAGCCGCCUCUACUGGAGCAUGCGCCACGCCAACCGCCGCUGCCGCUACCUGUGCUCGGUGGAGGAGCGCGGCGCCUGGCCCGAGUUCACCAUCCGUGUGCAGGAGCCCGGCUACGAAGAGCUGGUGCUCACCGACAGCAGCCCCAAAGGAGUCUGGGAUAAGGUUCUGUGUCCCGUGGCUGAGCGGAGAGCUGAGUCCAGCACACUCCGCCUGUUUCCCGUCUAUCUGAAGGGAGAGGAUCUGUUUGGACUCACCGUCACUGCAGUGGCCCGCAUCGCCGAAUCGCUGCCUGGAGUUCAGGCCUGUAAGGGUUACCGGUUCCGUUUUGGGCGGAACCCAAUGCUGGAGUUGCCGCUGGCUAUUAACCUGUGUGGCAGUGCUCGUGCUCAAGCCCGGAGCAGCCCCCACCAUGACAGGCUCCUGGACGAGAGCACUGCCUGCAGCCGCUCCAUCCAGAACUCGGCCCCUCCAGAGGGGGGCACGCCCUACAGCAAGCACUUUGUGCACUCCAAGUCCUCCCAGUACCGCCGGCUGCAGAGCGAGUGGAAGGCCAACGUCUACCUGGCCCAGUCGCACAUCCAGGGCUUGGGUCUGUUUGCAGCCAGAGACAUUGAAAAGCAGACCAUGGUGAUUGAGUACCUUGGCAAUAUCCUGCGUAAAGAGGUGGCCAGCAGAAAGGAGUUUUCGUACAAAUGUCAGAAUCGCGCCGUGUACAUGUUCCGCAUUGACAAUGAGCACAUCCUUGAUGCAACUCUCACUGGAGGACUGGCAAGGUAUAUCAACCAUUCUUGUGCUCCCAACUGUGUGGCUGAAGUGGUGACGUUUGAGCGUGGAUACAAGAUCAUCAUCAGCUCCAACCGGCGCAUCGAGAAGGGAGAAGAGCUCUGCUACGACUACAAGUUCGACCAGGCGGACGACCAGCACAAGAUCCCAUGCCACUGUGGAGCAGUCAACUGCCGCAAGUGGAUAAACUGAUGGGCUGAUGCGUCGACAGCAAAAGGAAGGGGGGAAAAGACAAAUCAACACAUGCAUUCCUUGCCAUAGUUCACAGGCACAUUAGUCUCUGUGGAGAACAAGUCCUUCACUGACUAAAAGAAGCAUUUUCAAUGGGGCUCAGACGCGCGCCAGCCUUGAGUGGUGUGCAGCAGAGAUUGGUCGAGGUCUUUGUCAUAAUAAACCACUGAACAUAGUCUGCAAGGGAAUAUUAAACGGUAGAGCGUUUGGCAAGGGGCAGCAGUCCUCACUGUUCUCAGAGGAAGACGGUUCAGUGACCCGCAUUUGCCAUGAGUGCAUGUGUGUGUGCGUGUGUGCAUAUAUGCUAUGUGUGUGUGUGUGUGUGUGUGUGUGUGUGUGUGUGUUUCAGGGGGCAGAAUUCACCAGCGAAUGAGAGGAGAGCACUGUGCCGGCCUUGCCUUAUUGGUUGCAAGAGGGGGCAGGCCCUUUAGUUUAAUCGUCAUAGACCUAGAUGUGUACAGUAGGUUUCAAAUGUAGACACCACUGAAUGGAGAAUGUACGGAAUGAGCUUCCGCGAAGGGAAAAAUUAACUUGCACUAAAAGAAAAACACAAACUCACAAAAAAGAACACAUUAAAAUACUUGAUUCCAUGAGUCAGUUUUAUCCUAAUUUUCUCUCUUUGGUUUGUGUAAGAAAAGAAAGCAGUUUUGUAUUUAUUGCCGAGUGAAUGAAUGAUGAGUGAAUUAAUUAAUGGAAAAAAACUAUGUGUUUAAAAAAAUCAUUGCCAAACUGUGGUUGCUGUCCGCGGUUUGUGGGAACCCUGUUUCAUGUGUACAAAGUGUAUAAAAAGAAAAAUAUAGGAAUGAUUGACCAAAUACUACCUUAACCAUAUGGAUGUUUGGGUGUUCCGUAGGCGUGUUUUGUUUUUUGUCUUUGCAGAAUUAUUUAAUGCGGUUGUCCAAUAUUGUUUGGAGAGAAUAUAUUAUAUGGCUAUUUUGUACAGAAUGUGCAAAUAAUUUCAAGAAUUCACAAGAAAGUAUUUUUGUUGUGCUUAGACUUUAGUAUGCUAGUGUUUACUUUUCUGUGAUUUUCACAUGAAUUCUGACCACUUGAAUAGUCUUUUUAUAAAUAUAUAUAUAUAAAUAUAUUUGUGGUUUUCAUCAAAGAUAGUUUGGUCAUGUGUUACAGUAGGUGACGUCCAUCACCAGAAGCCCCAGAGUGGACUAGAUCAUUAUGACAUCCUUGUCGAUCAGGUUUCAUUUCUGAAUUAGUGAGAACUGUGAAUUUUUAAUCCACCCAAACCGAAUUUUUAAUCAUGUUUUCAACUUUGUCACAAGUAGAUUGCAUUAUGUUUUGCUCUGGGUUUUUAUAUGUGUUUUGUACAUAUUUGUAAUAUGACAUUGAGGAGUUUUUCGACUAUUCAAUGAGUCUCAGAAGGAAAACUGGUAGCUGUUUAGGUGUAGUGUGUUUUCCUGAGGGCUAGACACAAAGAAAGCAUUUAGUACAGAAACCGUUUGCCAGGAAUAUGUAUGCUUAGUCUUCAGAGAUAUACUUUUGGACAACUGAAUCAAGAUGGCAUUUCGUUUUAUACCCUAACAACCUUAAUCCUGUACUCACUUUUCUCAAGCCUCACAAAUGAAAUAUAGUUCUUCAGUUUGAACAGCUUGAAGUUGACAAAUUGACAGUCUUGAACUUGUAUUGUACAGGGCAUGUAUUUUUGAACUUGCAAAAGAUAAAUUGUAUAUAUUUUCUCAAUGAACAAUUGUAACUAAAUUGUUUCAUGAAUAUUUUUCUUGUCUUGUAAAAUAAUGGUGUUUGCGCAAACCUUUUUUUGGCGUUGUCAUGUACAGUAGUCCAUAAUGUUUUGGGAAAUGAAGCCUUUUUGAAGUAUGCAGAUAUGGGGUUUGGAACUGAAUUUAGGAGCAUUUACAAAAAAAUAAAAUAUUUUACAUCUUAA